This is a messenger RNA of Acanthaster planci (crown-of-thorns starfish), 1975 nucleotides long. RefSeq names its product ubiquinol-cytochrome c reductase, Rieske iron-sulfur polypeptide 1 (gene uqcrfs1). The record is from RefSeq and is a predicted model, not a curated record. Gene Ontology annotation, cellular component: membrane. NCBI's taxonomy places the organism in Eukaryota, Metazoa, Echinodermata, Asteroidea, Valvatida, Acanthasteridae. Gene Ontology annotation, molecular function: quinol-cytochrome-c reductase activity; 2 iron, 2 sulfur cluster binding.
GCCAACUAUUGAUAUUAUCUAAUGUUUGCAACAACCUUCGGUGACAUCGUACCGGCUUUUUCGGCUAGGAUUUUGAGUAAAUAUUUUCUAAAAUGUUGGCGGCUGGAACCAAAAUCGGGGCAUUUGCUCCCUUUAUAAGCGCUACCUCUCAAAACGUGGCAUCUCAACUGAGGCCAGCCGUCGUGGUUGUUCCUUCAUUAGUCCCAACUUUUAAGAUUCCAUCCGACAUAGCGAAACACACAAAUGAAGCCAUGAGUACGUUCAGACCACGCAGCACUCUGAAAGUGACAUCGGGUGUUCAGGGACCCAGCUAUGUCAGAUAUGCACACACCGACAUCCAGGUUCCUGACUUCUCAGAGUACCGCCAUGCAGACACACAAGACCCCAACAAACCAGCCCACCAGAAAUCGGUGGAUCGCAAAGCCUACUCCUACAUGAUGGUGGGCGCAGGUGGCAUAGCCGCGGCCUACGUAGCGAAGACCCUGGUGACAGAGUUUGUCAGCACCAUGAGCGCGUCAGCUGAUGUCUUGGCCAUGGCCAAGAUUGAAAUCAAACUGAGCGAGAUUCCGGAGGGAAAGAAUAUGACCUUCAAGUGGAGAGGCAAACCGCUCUUUGUGCGACACAGGACCCAGGCCGAGAUUGACGACGUCACCUCAGUAGACGUUUCCUCCCUGCGUCACCAGCAGCAUGACAACGAGCGGGUCAAGGACCCCGAGUGGCUGAUCCUCAUUGGCGUGUGCACGCACCUGGGCUGUGUGCCGAUUGCCAACGCCGGCGACUUUGGUGGUUACUACUGUCCCUGCCAUGGCUCCCAUUACGACGCAUCGGGGAGAAUCCGGAAGGGGCCAGCACCCGAGAACUUGGAGGUCCCCGAGUAUGUCUUCAACGGCGAUGAGCUUGUAGUCGGAUAACUGUGGCUUAAUCCCAGGUCUGGACUGAUGUUACCUGCCACUGACAUGGCAAAGACAUUUUGAAAGCAAGGCGCAAAAACCUCUCUGCAGAUCAUUAGCUCUGAACCCAUCCUUACCACUGCAGUACCACAACCAUAAAUCUGUAAAACAAAUUGAUCCCCCAGAACCCGGGUUCUUUGAAUAACAUAUAUCGCGACAUCAAAAUGUUAUCCUGGGUACAGGAUUCAUGGGCACUGGAUAUAUUUACUUUAAGGUUGACCUCAGAACUAUGUAAAAAAAAGUUGAAGCAAUAACCGAAGCUUUGCAAGAGUUUGAUGUGUUCAAGUUAAUAAAACAGGUUAUUUCCUCAAAUCCUGUGCUGUGGAGGAGCCAAGGUGUUUGCAAACAGUCAGUGGCAGUGACAUACAGUCCUAGGUGUUGUACAUGCACGCAUCCAAUUUUAAUAUAAACUAAAAUACAACUUUGUGUUGAUUUUUGACCACCAAAUAGCCCCCAUAAGAAAUCAAAAUUAGAAACCAACAGUAGCAAAGUGACAAUAUCUUUUAGCUUCAUCAAAGUCCUCUGUUCAGUCACUUGGACACGGAAGGCUUAAUCCCGCAAAGGAUGGAACUAGUCUGUGAAAACAAGUCUCCAUUUCCAAAUACAUUUGAAUCUAGCUUUUCAUUACAAUACAUACUUCAACCUUUAGGUAUUUAUUUCAAAACAGAAGUCUACAGUCUUCUUUUCCUUUCAAAUUCCUGUGUGAUUCAACAGUUUGUCCCCCCACUGCGAGCCCAUUUAGCUUCUAAGCAAACAGCUUCCCACAUGUAAAUGUACAGCCGUUUUGUUAAUGUACAGAAAUUUGCUUGGCUUUAGCUUCACAGUCUGUGUAGAGUAUUGUACACUGAAUACAAGUAAAUCCUAACUCUUGUGUAGAGACUACACGAACACAUUUUUCAGAAGUAGGUUUUGUUUGGUUUGACUCGUAUUACAAAUCUAUGUUAACACAUUUGAUAAACAAGAAACAUACAAGGUUGCAAGUUGUCAGAGUGAAAUUUCAAUAAAACCUUCAUGAAUUACAUUUA